AGCCUUUUCCUGGAAGGAGGAGAAGUUCAGUCUUGUCCGGGUUAAUUUUCAGGUGGUGUGACAGUCAGACAAAGCUUUAUUAUUCAGUAAGAUGGAAGAUGACAGAUGACAUUAUAGCAGAGCAGAGAAAGCAUUUUAAAACAUGAUGACCUUUAGAAAAUGAAGCUGAAUCAGUAGAUAAGCAGACAAUGUAUCAAUGGAGCCAAAAAUAAUGGCUGAUGUAUUUUUUCGGUACUUUCCUUAAGAUUAGAUAUUUCGUCCCAACCAAUCAGAGAAUCGUUCACUGUUUUCCGUAACCAAUCAUAAUGUUCCAGCAGCGGGCGUAAGUCUGUCUCUGGAGUUUCUUAUGUUUAAAGAUGGAAAGUUAAAGAGGAAAUUAAUCAGAAAGUACCCUCCACUCUCUGGUACUUUUGAUCAGACUUUUAACAAAAUAACAUUUUUUCCAUUGCACUUAAACAGUAAGACAGAUAGGCAGUUAGAAUAGUAAUGUUAAUAUUAAUUACAAUAAGCUCCAUAAUGUCCUACAAACUCACCUCUCAGCACUGGCUUCUUCAUCUCAACAAUGAAGAAUAUAUGAGAGUAUAUAUAGAGAGACUUUCCAUGAAUUGAAUAAGGUAUUGGCUUCAGUGGCCACAUAGUUUUGUUAAAUAUUUGAGCAGAAAUAACCAACUGGCUGACCCUGAUUUGACUGCUGAGGCUGUUGAUACAGACAUAUGUGACUGAAAUCAAGUUAAAUUGACAGUAUUAUGAAUGUUAGGAUGUAUGGCUAUUACUACAGCAAAUAUGUAUUACUAUUGUGUUAUAGUAAUGUUGUGGUAUGUUUUUGUGUGUCAUGUUAUGUUACAUUAUGCUAAAUUAUUACUACUACUACAAGAGGUGUUACUUCCUAAAUUGCAGGAUUGGAGAUUUGUAUACAUUUUUACAAUAUGAUCUGUACUCUAUUCCAAUGAAUACCGUAGCUUCACCUGUGUUGUAAAACAAUACAUGUGUGUUUUCAAUAUAUAAUAUACAAUAUGUAAAACAAAUGCAUUACCUCUUUAUCUCAUACGGGAAUUGAAAUUCCUUUACAGGGUGAACAUUCUGUUUUAGGGAUUUUCCCAGAUUAGAAAUCUUCAUUCAUAUUCAAUGUAAAGAUUACAUUUUAUUAAGUUUAGUAAAUGAACCCUAUAUGGUCAAUUCUUCAACUAAGACAAGUUGUGGAAGAUGUGUGUUUAAUGGCCACUGCCUUCCACUUUUUUUCAAUGACAAUUUCUUAAAACGCACGCACCCCUUUUUUGGGGGGUAUUGUUUAGUCUAUGUAAACAUGAAGGUCGGAUCAUUAGCAGCUAAACAACCCAGGGGGUUCGAGUGGGGUGAGGGGGGCGUGGCUUGCACGAGCGCGCAUGAGGAGCAAUAGAAGAGUGGUGGCGUUUGUUUGGGGUCAGUUAGCCGCUCCUUGGAAGACGGACCGUGAACAUCAACGCGAGGAGGCAGCUGUCCUGUGCGGAGACGUCUCGUGCGGAAGAAAGUCGCGUCCCCCAUUUUCAUCUCACCUUUUCUUCUGGGGCAACGAGUCGUUGUAGUACAUUUAGCCUCUGCUAGCCAAACAAGAUUGUCUCCUGGCCAGUUUGUGGUGAACACGUGGAGUUGCAGCCCCUUGCCGGUGACAUGGUAGGAUGGACACUUCUUUUUAUUGAGAGGGAGGGUUAUGCAUACAGCCUGUGAGGAGGAACACACGGUUAUUUCUACCAUGCGUGGACGGCUGCAACCACAAGAGGUCAGACGCGUGUGUGUGUGUGUGUGUGAGUGUGUUGUGUUGUGUUGUGUGUGUGUGUGUGUGUGAGAGAGGUAUGCUUAACCAUGCAUAUGACAUCUGUAUUUAAUUUUGAUCAAUCUAUACAUAUCUGUUGAAUUUCAAAGCAUUCAACUAACUGUAACUUGGUGUGGGACUUUUUCACGGCCAGUGAUGGAAAGUACUGUACUUUAGUCAAAUGUUGAUGCUACUUUCUAUUCCACUACAUUUCAGAGGUAAAUAUUGUACUUUUUUUCCCCCCUUCUCCACAUUUAUUUAUAUUGAGUAAAUUAAAUACAAGAAUAUAGUACAUCUUACAUGUUAAUGCAUCAAUAUUAAUAAUAAUCUAAUAUUAUAAUGUAGCACCGAAAGAGCCCAUUUGGCUGCAUAGUCGACUAUUUUUACUUUUCAUAUUUUAAAAGAUUUUUUUUUAAAAACACAACCUUUUAGUCAUUUUUAAACCUUACUUUGUGUUUCUAUCCUGUUUUCCGAGAGGCUGUAAACAUUAAAGCAUUUGCGUUUGGUGUAUUACUCUACUCAAAUUAUGGCUCUGAGGGUUUUUUCUUUCUCUUUGCUGUCUUUCAGAAAUUUUAACUUUAGACUUUUGUAGACCAGAGGCCUACAACGUUGUCCUUUCAAAACUAGAAGGACCACAAUGCUGUCGGAUAAACCCCUCAGAAGAACGCCUAGUGAUUUUGACCUGAUGAUGGAUUCCACAGCUUCCAGACAGCAAACCAAAACAAAGCAUUUCCAUUCCUCCGUUUUAAACAAUUAAAUCGGUAAUUUAAUAUUUUGUAUUAUUUUCUUUUGUAUAGGUGUGUGUACUCUAUUUCCAAGUGUUUAUUUUGAGGUGAACUAUUAAAAAUGGCUCCUGGAAUGGAGGUGGUGGACGUAGCUGUAGUCGCCCUGUAUUUUGUCCUGGUAUUAGCCAUUGGGUUUUUUGCCAUGUGGAAAGCCAAUCGCAGCACUGUGAGUGGCUACUUCCUGGCUGGACGCUCUAUGACGUGGAUAGUGGUAGGUGCGUCACUAUUUGUCAGCAACAUUGGCAGUGAACACUUCAUAGGCCUGGCUGGGUCAGGUGCGGCAAGUGGCUAUGCUGUUGGAGCAUUUGAAUUUAAUGCCCUUCUACUUCUGCAGCUGCUUGGCUGGGUUUUUGUCCCUGUGUAUAUACACUCGGGAGUCAACACCAUGCCCGAGUACCUGUCCAAACGCUUCGGUGGCAACAGGCUCAAGGUUUACUUUGCUUUCUUGUCCUUAUUAUUAUAUAUUUUUACCAAGCUGUCUGUGGACUUAUUUGCUGGAGCUCUCUUCAUUCAAGAGUCUCUGGGUUGGAACAUUUAUGGGUCUAUUGUCCUGCUCAUUAGUAUGACUGCACUGCUCACUGUCACUGGUGGGUUGCUGGCAGUACUCUACACGGAUUCACUUCAGGCAGUGUUGAUGAUUGGUGGAGCCCUAACCUUAAGCAUCCUUAGCCUGAUCAAAGUUGGUGGCCUAGAGGGUGUCAGAACUAAGUACAUGCUGGCAGUUCCCAAUGUUACUGCAAUAAUGGCCUCGGGAAACUUCACCUAUUCUCCUUCCUGCAGAAUUGACCCGAAACCAAAUGCUCUACGUGUCCUUCGGGGUCCCCUGGAUGAAGACAUCCCAUGGCCAGGCUUCCUUCUUGGCCAGACCCCUGCAUCUAUUUGGUACUGGUGUGCAGACCAGGUCAUUGUUCAGAGAGUACUUGCAGCAAAGAACAUCGUUCAUGCUAAGGGUGCUACGCUAAUGGCUGGAUUGCUCAAGAUCCUUCCCAUGUUUCUAAUUGUCAUUCCAGGAAUGAUCUCCCGCAUCCUGUUUGCGGAUGAGCUCGCCUGCAUUGGGCCGGAGCACUGCAUGUCUGUGUGUGGUUCUCAGGCCGGCUGCUCCAACCUUGCCUACCCACGCCUGGUCAUGGCAGUGAUGCCUGUGGGACUCAGGGGUUUGAUGAUGGCGGUCAUGAUCGCUGCCUUGAUGAGUGAUCUAGACUCGAUCUUCAACAGCGCGAGCACCAUCUUCACACUGGACAUCUACAAAACCGCUCGAAGCAAGGCUUCUCAGCGCGAGCUGCUGAUUAUGGGCCGCUUGUUUGUUGUGCUCAUGGUGGUAAUAAGCAUUGCCUGGGUCCCUGUUAUUAUUGAAAUGCAAGGUGGACAGACAUACCUCUACAUCCAGGAGGUUGCUGGCUAUCUCACUCCACCAAUUGCUGCCCUUUUUCUGUUAGGUGUGUUCUGGAAACGGUGCAAUGAGAUAGGUGCAUUUUGCGGAGGGAUGACGGGUCUCGCACUCGGUAUCGUGCGACUGGUCCUAGUUUUCAUCUACCGCCAGCCUCGCUGCGACCAGCCAGAUGAUAGGCCUGCCUUCAUCGUUAAAAUUCACUACAUGUAUUUUGCUUCUGGGCUGUUCUGGAUUUCAGGGUUUGUGGCGGUGGUGGUCAGCCUCUGCACCUCUCCACCAGAUGAAGAGCAGGUCCGUACCGCCACAUUCUGGGGGCUCCGCGACGUUGAAACGGUUCCCACAAAGGACAGAAAGAACAUUUACAGGUUGACUGAAAAGAGCCAUUGUAGUGCAGACAACGGCCUCCAUGAAGAAAUGCUCCCAGCUGUCAGAGAGGAGAAGUGUUUGGAGGGGACACAUGUCAUGCCCCUGGUCCCAUCCGCUGACUAUGACCCAGAAACCCCGAGUACGGAAACAUCCCCCGUCGUCACCCCUCCAGAACAAUUUGGCAGUGCAAGAGUAGAGAUGAUCAGUAGGGAGACUAGCAGGAGUAUGCGUUUACUGGAAUGGUUUUGUGGAUUCAAGGAGGGAGCACAGAGUUCAAAGGAAAACGUUGUGUGGGAGGAUGCAAGAGUCAUUGCAGAGAGGCUGUACGAGCCCCCUAGAAUUAAAACUCUCCUCAACGUGGGUCUGCUUAUCAACUUGUGUUUGGCCAUCUUCAUGUAUGUUUACUUCUCACUGUAGUUGAAGUCUGCACUGAACCAAUUCACUGGUGUGACUGUUUUUUAUUUAGGUGUUGGUGGCUGUUUGAAACAAACAAUUUAAUUUCAAAAGAAUUGAGACGCUCUCUCUGUGAUUCAAUUGUCUUCUGUUGCUCUCUCUAACAAGAUCUAAGAUCACUCUAAUCGGUUGAUUUAAAUGGAGACAUCUUUGCCACAUAAAAUCAAUUUUAAUCCUUAAUGACUGAAGCUUAUUUGACUAGUUUGUGUCCUUGUUAGCGCUUGUAGUAAUCCUACAUUUAGAAUAUGUAGGCUCAUUGUUUUUGUGUACUCUAUGAUUUCAAUAUUUGCCUUAUUUGACAUGCACUUGUUUAUUUCUGUGAAAAUGAAAUGUAUUCUGUGAUUUAUGUUUUUUUCCCCCUCUAUUUUAGUUGAUGGCGACUGUAGGCUUAGUUGCACAGGAAAUGAAGAGAAGAAGCACAACAUUAGAAAUUGUUAAGCCUUUUUUUAAUUAUUAAUAUUUCUUUUCAUCCUAACUUGUAACAAUAACCCACAACCAAUGAACAUGUUUCUGUAUCCAUUUAUACUUUAUGAAUAUCUCCUUGUAUGAUUCAAAAGUGUUGAGUCUGUUAACAACGUGUCUGCUGUAAUUCAGGCCUCAUGUAGCAAGCUGUUGUGUAUCUACUGUGUGUCAAUGUACCGUUAGUGCAGUGCAAUUAAUCGUGUUUACAUUGCAUCUUUUACACACCGCUUUUACUAAAUGUGUCUUAGUAUGCAAUGCUAAAAUAAAAUAAAAAAAAUCAAGAAUUCUGUUUCACUUCCUGAAAUUAGAGGGCGGUGAAUUUAGAGGAUUAAGUGAUGAUUGCUUUGGGGGAAAGUGCUUUACAUUGUUUUCUUUCUCACUGAGAGAAUAUACAUUUUUAUUUUGUAUGACUUAAAAUAAAAUUCCCA
Messenger RNA from Cyclopterus lumpus (lumpfish), 5673 nucleotides. It is a transcript of the gene slc5a3b, whose product is annotated as solute carrier family 5 member 3b. Gene Ontology annotation, cellular component: plasma membrane. Gene Ontology annotation, biological process: inositol metabolic process; transmembrane transport; myo-inositol transport. The record is from RefSeq and is a predicted model, not a curated record. Lineage: Eukaryota; Metazoa; Chordata; Actinopteri; Perciformes; Cyclopteridae. The transcript has 2 exons. Gene Ontology annotation, molecular function: D-glucose:sodium symporter activity. The coding region runs from base 2636 to 4747 and encodes 703 amino acids.